Messenger RNA from Pedinophyceae sp. YPF-701, 1875 nucleotides. The record is from the annotation of a GenBank genome assembly. Lineage: Eukaryota; Viridiplantae; Chlorophyta; Pedinophyceae.
AUGGGGUGCGGGGCGUCCGUGCCGGAGACUGGUGUGCCCGCGCCGGCGAACAAGAGCCCGUCGAAGCUGACUGCGGAGAAUGUAGCGAGCGUGGAGCGCGCAGAAGAGGCGGCGCGGACGCCGCGAGGGCGAAUGGAGGACUGGACCGAACAGGACACCGCGGCCUGGCUGGCGAGUUUGCCCUUGGACGACGACGUGAGGGCGAAGCUGCAAGGGUGCAAGGGCACUGACCUCGUGCGGUUCGACAAGGAGCCAAACGCCGCGUCAAAAUUCGACAUCACGGGCGAGAGAGCCGAGAAGCUAGUCGACCAUGUCCGCGCUGCGCUCUACUCCGCGUCCUCGCCGGUGCCGCGCCCCAGCCGGGGAAUCUCGCACGGCUCGCUCGCCUCGAAGCACUCCUUCAAGCGCGUCGCCGCCGCGGCGGACGAGCUCGACGUCAUGAAGCGCACGACCUCGGAACAGCGCCGCGCGGCCCUCCACGACCAGGCCGUGUCGAAGCGCCGCUCGAUCGGCCGGCAGCUCUCCAAGCGCGCGUCCGGCAUCCGGGCGCCCGUCUCCGACGACCUCGACUCGGCCUCGACGCUCACGAACAUGGCGGCGAUCCUCCACGAGCAAGGAAACGUGCAGCGCGCUCUGGAGAUGUACGAACGGGCCCUGGGGAUCCGCGAACGGCUGCUCCCGGCGGAUCACGAGGACACCGCAGCGACCCUGGUCGACAUGGCCGCGGUCCUGCAGGACCUCGACGCGCGCUCGCGCGCCCUCGGGCUGUACCAGCGCGGCGUUGCUAUGUACGAAAAGCGCUACGGCGAGGCCGCGGCCGCGGCGCAGGCGCCGCCGGACGGCGCGCGCCGGCCCGCGCUCCCCGUCGGCCUCGCGCUCGCGACGGCGCUGGCGGAGAUGGCGGCCCUGCAGUGCGAGCUCGCGCAGCACGCGGCCGCCGUGCGCACGUACGAGCGCUGCGCGCAGGUCCGCGGCGCCGAGCUGGGCCCCGCGCACGAGCACACCCUGCUCGCGCUGUCCGACGCGGCGGAGACGUACCGCGAGCUCGGCGACGCCUCCACCGCCAAGGACCUCCACCUCCAGGUGCUGGCGGCGCAGGAGGCUGCCGAGGAGGACGGCGACGCGGGCCUCGUCGCAGCUCCGACGCUGUUCAAGCUCUCGCAGGUCCUGCACGACCUGAAGGAGUACGACGCGGCGAUCGAGACGGUCGAGCGCGUUCUGGCGCUCAAAGUCGACGUGCUGGGCCCCGAUCACGUGGACCUCGAGACGACGCUGCGGCAGCUCGCGAGGUACUACGCGGACGCGGGCGCGAGGGACAAGGCGCUGGAGUGCUACGAGCGCGCGCUGGGGAUCCAGGAGGCGGCGAAGGACCCCGAGCACGUGGAUUGCGCGGUGACGAAGGCGGACAUGGGAGAGCUGCUGCUGGCGAGCGCCGGGGGCGACGAGGACGUUGCGAGGGCGCUGGGGCUGUUCGAGGAGGCGGCGCAGAUCAAGGAGGACGCGUUCGGGCUGGCGGAUGCGGAGACUGCAGCUGCGCUGGCAGACCACGCGCGGGCGCUGGGGCGCGCGGGGCAGCACGGCGCGGCGGUGGAGCGGUGGGAGCGGUGCGUGGAGGCGCUGGAGGGGAAGUACGGGGGCUCGCACGGCGAAGUCGCGACGGCGCUGCACAGCUUGAGUCGCGCGCUGCAGGCGGUGGGCGGGCAGGACGACCGGGCGCUGCAGGUGGCGAAGCGCGCGCUGUUGAUCGAAGGGAGGGCGAUUUCGAAGAUCAGCAGCCUGCGCGGGCUCAACGCGGUGCACGCGACGGCGAGCGGGGCGCUCAGCAUCCCCACCUCGGUCACAGAGGCCGGCGAGGGGUCCGCGGUGGCCGGGUAA